Molecule: messenger RNA, 5474 nt
Organism: Onychostoma macrolepis
Lineage: Eukaryota; Metazoa; Chordata; Actinopteri; Cypriniformes; Cyprinidae
Gene: cgnl1
Product: cingulin-like 1
Exons: 19
Coding region: 207-4133 (1308 amino acids)
Cellular component (GO): myosin complex
Source: RefSeq, a predicted model, not a curated record
CCGAGUGCGUGAAGUAAAACUAGUCUGAAAGCAAGACGCGCAACAAGUGACUUUAACCAACUGAGAGGAGAUGGAGCUUUCGUUUUGUGUCACAGCUGUUUACAGAGCUUGACCAGAAAAUAAACGCUUAUUUUUAGGAUAAACGACAGACAGCGAGGUGAGCCGCUCCACAGAGAGGGAUUUGGUUGUUUCUCUCAGUGUUCCUGAUGGAGUCUUAUAGAGUCAGCGGCAUGCCAAACACUGGGCUAUCACAAGGCUAUACGCAGCCUUCCCGCACAAGAGGCCAGACCAAUGGUACUUAUGGCCUCAGUAUCAGAGUUCAAGGAAUAGAUGGACACCCCUAUGUGGUCCUCAAUAACCAAGAUAGAGGUCCGAACCCCUAUGCAGUUCCACAAAACAAUAAUGGAUAUAUGAAUUCUGAAAGCCCGUUCAAUUAUGAUGAAUAUGAUUUCAAAGGAAGCAGGAAGAAUCUUUCUGAAGACCCAUAUAUGGAUUUUAUGUCUCCAAAGCUCCAUGGAGGUCCUCACAAUGGGACUUCCGAUCCUAAGAUGCAGUCCAGUCUGUUAAACUUCCAAAAGCAUCCAGAGAUUCUCAAGCCAUAUGAUCCUGAGAGCAACACUCUCGAUAGCUUUCGAAGUCUGCCUUCAGUUGAGAAUCGAAAUCCCUACCCAGGAUCCCUACCCAGAGCCAACUCCCCAAUUGUAAGCCAAGCCAGAUCCUCCAGCCAAGUUCCAGAAGCAUCUUUACCAGAUGACAGGGGACACGCCCAACCUCCAGUUCGUCCCCAGACACUCCCGUUCUAUGUCCAACCUCAAACCGGCCCAGCCAAAGACCAUGUUCUGCCACAGCCUCAGGUCAAACCCCCUGUUCAAACACAACCUCAGGUUAAGCCAUCAUUUAAGACACCAGUGCCCUACCAGACUCCGUCUCAGCCUUCACAACGCCUUCCAGUUCCUCAGCCAUCUACAAUAGCCAACAACCCCAAUGACCAAACCAAGGCCUCUUCUAGACCUUCCAGCUCAGUAAGUAGCACAAACUCCAGUUUGGAACGAAGUCGACGUGAACCGGACCUUUUGCCCUUACGCCGUGUUGACUCCAGUGGCCCGGUGCUGCAGUCUUCCUCCUCCCAAAAAUCCUCUCUGGGCUCCACCACACCAACCAAGGAAGACCAGUUGGACCAGCUUUAUGCAGAGACUAUCAACCGCCAUGAGAACAGGCGCUACAUCCCGUUCCUGCCUGGGACAGGGCGUGACAUUGAUACUGGUCCAAUUCCAGGUGUGGAUGAACUCAUCAAGAAGUUUGACAGCAAAGAGACUCAGCAACGCAGGGGUCGGUCAGGGCGGAGGAAUCGACUUAACCCAGAAGACCGCAAGCGUUCCCGUAGUGUUGAUAGCGCCUUGCCAUUCGGUCUUGGGGGUGACUCUGACUACUUGGAUGAAGUUAGUCGGAAUCGAGGCAGGUCUACAGAGCAUCUCCUUCGCCCGUCACUGCUCCUGCAGAAGGCUGCUGGAGUGAAAACCUCCCCUAUGUCGCCAACUUCCUCUGUUGGACCCAGGAUAAACCUAAGAAACACAACACAAGUUAAAAGUGCUCCAGGCUCUCCUCAGGGCACAGUCUCCAACUCUUCAGCUGCUAUUUUAGGGUUCAAGAAUCCCCAGAGUCGUCGCUCUGUAGCACCUGUAGAGAAUGAAAAUGAAGAGGCCAAACCAUCACAGAGUAUGAAGUGCCUCUCAAGUAUGAAAAUGGGAUCAAUUUCUCGUCCCGUUGUCAAUGGUAAAACAUCAAGCACUGAAGUGGAUGCUCAGGUGACUCCUGAUCUUCUGAAAGGUCAAGAAGAGCUUUCACAACAAACAAAUGAAGAGACUGCCAAGCAGAUAUUAUUCAGUUACCUCAAAGAUGGGAGCAAUGAUAACGAUGACACCACCAAGAGGAAGGUCAACCUGGUGUUCGAAAAAAUCCAGACCUUGAAGUCACGGGCUGCUGGGAACGUGCAAGGCGACAACAAAUCUCCAGACCUUGCAGCCCAGGCUAGAGCCCUUCAGGAGCAGAAAGCAGAACUGGAAAAAGAAAUCGCUGAUCUUAAGAAACAGCUUGAGGAUGAAAGCAAGAAGCGCAGUGAUCUGAGCGAGACUCAGCUAAAGGCGGGAUCAGGAAUGAAAGACUUGAGGAGAGAGCUGGACCAGAGUCAAGCCGAGUGCAGCAGACUGCAGGACAAGCUUAGUAAAACAGAGGCUGACCUGCGCACUACAGUGGAGGAACUCUAUCAGGUGAAAAUGGAGAAAGAGCAGUACCAGACUGAGAUCCGAGACCUGCAGGACCAGCUCUCAGAGAUGCACGAUGAGCUGGAUGGAGCCAAACAAUCUCAAACAGACAGCACAGACAAAGAGGCCAUGAUGGAGGACUUCAUGCAACUGAAGCUAGACCUCCAGGAGCUGCUUCUAGCCAAAGAGGAGCAGGAGGAGCUGCUGAGGAGGCGUGAGAGGGAGCUGACCGCUCUCAAAGGAGCUCUGAAAGAGGAGGUGGCAACUCACGAUCAGGAGGUGGAUAAACUUAGGGAGCAGUAUGAAAAGGAGAUCCGUAAGCUGCAAACGGCUGUGGAGGAAGCCAAACAGAACAAAGUUACAGCCAGUAAGGAAAAGGAGGAAGUGGAGGUGGCACGGAAGGCAUCCGAGGGCCAGGCAGGCCGUCUGUCUCAGGAGGUGGAGAGACUGCGCAAGAGGGCACAGGAGCUGGAAAAUGAGGUUGCCAAACUCAACCGCAUCAUUGAUGAAGCCAAGCUGCAGGAGAGCAGGCUGGGGGAACGAGCUGUCCGUCUGGAGAAAGAGAAAAGGCAGUUGGAGGAGUCUCUUGCUGAGGUCAGGGAACAGGAAGAGGAAAUGACCCGUGCAAACCGGGCUCUUAGCACUCGCCUAGAGGAUGUGCAGAGAAACUUGACCAAAAUGACCCAAGAGCACCAUGAGCUGCAGGAGCGACUAAAGGAUGAGAGGAGUCAGAAAGAACAGUUUAAAAACACCAAGAAUGAGAUUGAAGAUGAGAGGAGGCUGCUGGACCGGACUGUGGAGAAACUGCAACGGGAGAUGUAUGAGAUAGUGGAGGCGUCUCAGAGCUCAACUCAGGAGCUGCAGGAGCAGAUAGACAUGUACAAAGAGAAGAACCGGAGGGAAAUGGCAGAGUUGCAGAAACAGCUGAGAGGGGGAGGACUGGAACUGGACAAGUCACGUCUUACCGCCAAGACCCUUCAGGAGGAGCUGGCUCGUGUGCAGGAGGAUCUGCGGCAGUGUCAGAAAGACAGAGAUGAAGCACUGCAGGGAGUGAAGGACCUGGAGCAGAAGGUUUUUGAACUAGAGGUCGAGACCGAGACCAAAGCCCAUUCAAACGACAAAACCAGACAAGUCAAACUCUUGGAGGACCGUCUGUCUGCGGUGCAGAUGGAGCUGGAGGAGGAGAGGCAGAAUGGAGACUUGCUGUUGGAGCGAAUAGACAGAGGAAGAGAACAAUUGGAGCAGAUGAGGAAUGAGCUGAUGCAGGAAAGAGCCAGCAGACAGGAUGUGGAGUGUGACAAAAUCUCCCUGGAGAGACAGAAUAAGGAUCUGAAGAGCAGGAUUGCGUAUCUGGAGGGAUCUCACAAGCCUAAUAAAGAAGGAUUGGUGGCCCAGCUGGAGGACCGCAUCCAGGAACUAGAGGAAAGACUGGAAGCAGAGGAGAGGGAACGAGGUAACCUGCAGCUGGCGAAUCGUAGACUAGAGCGCAAAGUGAAGGAAAUGAUGAUGCAAGUGGAUGAAGAGCAUCAUUCACUGCAGGAUCAGAAAGAUCAGCUGAACCUGCGUCUGAAGGCUCUGAAGAGGCUGAUGGAUGAGGCGGAGGAGGAGAUCGACCGACUGGAACACAACAAGAAGAAACAGCAGAGAGACCUGGAGGAGCAGCAGGAGGCCAACGAACAACUCCAGAGUCAGCUCAAAGCACUGCGCAGUGAGAUGAGGCGUAAGAACAACUCGGCACCAGUCCUGAAUGCUGAUGAUGAUGAUGACGACGACGAUGAUGAUAUCAGCACUGACGGCGAGACCUACUUCAGUUCUUCAUCCGGCUACAAACGCUCCAGCAGUCAGGACGCCAUCUCCAAAUUCUCUCUGUGAAAAAUGCUACUGGAAAUUGGAAAGGAUGGAAAAGAUACAUUUGCGCUCUCAGUUAUGAACUCUUUGCCACAAUUUCAUGUAACCAUGAACCCAAUCCCAAUGCCUUUUUCCCAUCAUGAUAUAUUUUUGCUAAGUUUUUGUACAAGUAAUCUUUUAUGUGUUCAACCCUAUUGAUACUGUAUAGCACUGUAUAUCUGCGUAAAAUACAAUGUUUGUCAACUGCAUUUUAUUUUUCUUUAUUUUUCUUUCUGUUCUUCUUUCUUUACUGUUAAAUAUUUUAAUUGUGCAGUUCCACUAAAUCCACUGACAUAAAAAGCCUUUAAAUGAUGCAAAAACUCCAUUUGAUAUUUAACUGUCCGGAAUGUGAAGGACUGACAGUUCUGAAGAUAAUUCAGACAAUACAUAAUAAGGGAAGUAUGUGUGAGGGACAUUUUAUAUAUGAAAAUAUACAGUUACAGCCAAUCUCUUUUUUACUUAAUGAAGAAGCAGAUUUAAUGUUAUUUUCUUUCUAUUCAUAUUAAGCUGCUUUCACUUCUGUAAAUGUUCAUUUCAUUUUUUAGCAUUAUUCCAGACAGUGCCAUGAAAAUGUACAGCAAUCUAUAGACCUGUUACAUUAUAUUGACACAUUUAUGUUUCCAGGAUUUUUCACUCCUUUCUGAAACACAAAACAGUGUUAUGGAUUAAACCAUAUGAGCCUAUUGUAUUAUAAAAACAUUUAUAAUUGGUUUCACUGUACCUUUAUGCUACUCAUGGGAUGCUGCCCUGUACCUGCACAAAUGUGAAAGCAUCUGUGUGCCUGUUGUUUCAGAGUUAGAAAAGAAAUAUGUCCUUUUUCCUUAUGCAAACCUUGUAUAUUACUGUUUUGACAAUCACCCUACGAGAACACUGUGAUGAUUUGCACUGUAUGUUGAAGUGAACUCUUCGUGUGUCUGGUGCUUAAAUGUUGUUUAAUGGAACAAAAGCGCUAUUAGUUAUUAGUGAAUUUUUUUAAGGUUCAAAAACGAAACCUACCUCUCUGUACACAUCUACAUAAAAAAAACAAAAACAAAACAAGAAAUAAACUCCACAGUUGAUCCCAUGAUGCUCAGUUUAUUUUAUAUCCCUUGCUUUUUUAUUUUGUAUUCAGAUUUAAUGUACCGGCAGUAAUUCACCAUCAGUAAUGUCAAUAAUGUGCAUAAAAUGAGAUUUUGGCCCCAAGUAUUUUGUCAUUUCGAAACCAGUUUUUCUCAACCCAGGGGGCCUCUGCAAACUACUGGGGGACCAAAUAAAUCAGAAAAUUAUUAAAAUUGUCUUUUUACAGUGCUAUAACACUAUAAAUAAAGAUAUACAGCAUUAAACUGA